Nanorana parkeri is the source of this 876-nucleotide messenger RNA. RefSeq names its product multiple C2 and transmembrane domain-containing protein 1-like. The transcript is spliced from 2 exons. Bases 130 to 876 code for a protein of 248 amino acids. The record is from RefSeq and is a predicted model, not a curated record. Lineage: Eukaryota; Metazoa; Chordata; Amphibia; Anura; Dicroglossidae.
GGUCCGCUCCUCCUCCUCCUCACGCCCCCUAGCUGCGGCUCUUCCUGGGCUGGGCUGAAGCCUCCAAGGUCCCUCCACUCCUGUUGCUUCCCGUCCAGGUGCCGCAGGGCCAGCAGGAAAGGCUCAGCGAUGGAGCCGGCGGGCUCGGACACCCCGGGUUACUCUCUCCAGGCUCGGCUCUUCAAGAAUCUCCAGCUGGGCCGGUCCAGGAAAAUUGGGAAGCCUGGAGCGGAGCGCCGCAGUGCGGGGACACCCUGCCCUUCACCCCCUCCGCACCGGAGGAAAGAUCCGGAGGGGACCAUGGAGGAGGUGGUGCCGGGCAUCAUCCGCUGGAGCGGGAUAAGGAGGAGGAAGCAGGUCCUAGACCGGGUGUUCUCCUCUUCCCAGCCGAACCUGUGCUGCUCCGGUGCGGACCCGUUACCCUCCAGCACCCCCUGUAGUAGCCCCGGUAGCAUCGCCGGUACCCCGGAGCCCGGCUCUACUCUGCGCCGACUGAGGGAUCACCUCCUACCCUACAACAGGGCCGGACACAUCAAGGAGAAGGAUGGAGAAGUCCAGCCCGGGAACACCAGCACGGCCCCGGCCAGGGCACACCAGCUGUCCCAUCAGAAGAGCUCGUCCCUGCCCGGAACUGAGUUCAUCGAGAAGAUGCUGCAAUCCUCCAGCACCAAGGACAGCGGCACCGCCAAGCCGAGGGGGAGCUGCCAAAUUAGAGAUGGGAAGGAGAUACUUAUAAGCAGUAAUACUUAUCUUAGUCCUUGCUCCCCGGCAGCCGAUGCUCUUCUAUGCUCUCCGACAUCUCGGGAUGUGGACAGGCCCUCCUGGUCCUGCAUUGUACACGAUGACAUUGGAAAUCUAGCCCUGGAGGAGCGGUGA